AUGAUAUGGCUUUCAAGUAACUUUGUAGGCGUUGGGCUGGCUAGAUCACCAUCUUCAAAGUUUUAUGUUGUUGUUUACUUUGAUCCCAUACCGGGAAAUAAGGACCCAUUACUGAAGGACAACGUUCUUCCCUAUACAGGUAUUAUGCUCUUAUCAAAAGUUAGAAAUUUACAGCUUCAAAACUAUAUAUUAUAUAAAAGUCACACAAGCUUCCAUGGUUCUUCUACUUACUUGGGAAGGAAUCUAUGCUUAUAAAGGAGCUAAAAUCUGACAAAAUGCUGUCAAAUUCAUAAAACCUAUUUCUUUUCUAAAAAAAUACAAGGCCGAGUCCAAAUCCAACCUUUCGGUCUCCUAUUAGAAUACUGAGACAAAUCGUAGUACAUAAAAGUGUUUCAUUGCUUCUAAUAAACUAUCUUCAAAUCCAUUAGACCACAGUCGGUGUCUACUACUUACAUUCGAUAACUUGGCUUUGAUACGUACCAUCUUCAGUACCUGAGAAUUCACCUUUCAACGGUUUUUUUUUUUUUCAACUUUUUUCCAUGGACAAUUUAGAGAAAAUCCUUUGAUUCCACUGGAAAGAGCACCUUUAAAUAAGUAAAAUUGCCAAUUUUGAAAGUGAUUUGUUGAAAACUAAAGAAGAUAUUGCUGCCCAAAAUCGCGAGAUUUUACAGACGUUUUUAUUUGGAGGGGGUAGGAGGGGGGGGGAGGGGUUGGGGUCGGCAAACUUGCCUCCCACCAUUUAAACGUCUGUAAAUUUUGGCAACUUUGCGAAGCUAUAUUUUCUUUAGUUUUUUACAAAUCACUUUUAAACUUGGGAAUUUUACCAAUUUUCAAGACGCUGUUUUCAGUGAAGUCGAUGGAUUUUCCCUAACUGGUCCAUGACAAAAGUUGAAAAAAACCGUGGAAGAGUCUAUUACCGCACUGGCUUAUGGGCUUAAAUAUCUUAUCGAACACACCGUAAUUUUUAGGGAGUUAUUAUAACUCCAAAAAUGGAGUAAAAAUUUUGGGUACAGGAUAACCCCUUUUUUGGGGUUAUUUUAACUCCUAAUUUAACUCCGAAUUUGGGGUCAUUUUUACUCCUGAAAAAGAGUUCUUUUUGCUCCCAGUCUGGAGUUAAAAUUACUCCGAAAUGGGGUUAUUUGUACUCCUUACAUGGGUUGUUUUUCCUCUUUUUGGAGUUAAUUUAAUUCUGAAAGUGGAGUAAAAAUUUUAGGUACAGGAUAACUCCUUUUUGGGGGUUAUUUUAACUCCUCAAUAUCUGGGGUCACUUUUACUCCUGAAAAAGAGUUCUUUAAACUCCUUUUUGGAGUUAAAGUAACUCCACGAAAAAUAACUCCACUGUAAGGAGUUAAAUUAGCCCCACUAGAGGAGUUAUUAUAACUCCCUGAAAAUUACAGUGCAUCUUUGUAUGAAAUUACCUCUUCGGUAACUAGUACUCAGCAUAGAAUAUUGAAGAAAUGAUGUUCGCAUAACGUCGGGUUAAAAUGUUUUUUCUCGGGGUGAAUUCUUUGUGUCCUACUUCAUCAAUGGUAUUUGUUUGUUUGUCGGUUUAUUUAUUUUAUUCUUGCACGAUAACCUAUUAAUUAGUGGCGAUCUUUUUCAUUUUCAGACGUAUUUAUUGUGAUGCAAAAUGGUAAGUGACCUUUGUUACCACUACUAAAAUUAUUUUCAUCAGCAUUAUUCUCAGUAGGAGUACUAACAAUUUGUAAUUAUUUAUAUUUCAAAUUAUCAGUGUACUGUAACCCGGGCUAUAAAAAGCACGACGGCACGUGUUACAGGUUUCACACGGACAAGCAAACUUGGGAUGGGGCCCUGUUUCAGAGUGCCAAGGAUAACGCUACCUUGGUGUCCUUUCACGCGUCACACGAGGAGGCGUUUGUACAGACGCUGGUGCCCCCCGGAAACACAGGAUUAAUUUGGACCGGUUUAAAUGACAGAAUAACUGAAGGGACGUAUACCUGGUCUGACGGUACAAGCGUGGAAUACACCACUUGGAAAGCGAAUGAACCAACCGGAAAAAAAGAGGACUGUGUAGGCGUGGAGGUGAUCAGCUAUGGGACUAUGUCGGACGUUCCAUGUACCGAGCCUCAUUACUAUGUAUCUAGGCAGCCCCUUGAAGGUAACGAUUUUGCACAUCUCGAUAAAAUUACUAUCUGUGCACUUUGACGGUAUAAUUAGUUUAUUGAAAGUGUGACCACAGGAGGACAGACAAACAAAAUUUAAGAAACGAUAUGCAAUGUCAUCUGGAAAAGAAGUACACAUGUUCUAACCGCUAGUGAAAGUCCAGUCUUUUUAUUGCUUGAGCAAAAAUUAUUUUAGCCUCAAAAGAGACAAUAAGGCAAAUUUAGGAUUUCAUAGAGUCAGGUCAAUUUCAAAUUAAUCGGUCGUGGUGUUUUACAUUUCUAACAGCACGCUCUGGCUAAGGAAUAGUACCAUUCAGUUCAAUGAUAAAUCACAGUACAGUAAGACUGGUUAAUUUGAAGGAAAACAGAUACUAGGAAUAAAGGAGAACCAGUGAGCUUGUGACAUAUUAUAUUGAUCAUAAAAUAUUUUAACAUUUUAGGCUUGAUCACAUAUCGCACAAAACUUCAGUUUGUGUCGUUGCUAUGGACAGACGAGUUUGGCCAGUCAACAUCGCUCCUUUACAUGCAGCUCAAAGAAAAGAUAGAAUCACAGGUAUAUACUAUCACAAAUCUGAGACAAGAGAAGACAAUAUCUCAUUAUCCUCUCUUAGAUACUCAUGGUUUAGUGGUAAGCAAUUAAAUGCUGAUAUAGAUCCUUUUUGCAGGCGCUUUCACUGGAUCAAGCUACGUAGGACUUUUAAUGGACAGGCAACUUAUCCACUGCACCUGAUCUACUUUACAAUUGUAUACGCAUGUGCGAACGCAAUUAAUAUAGUGGCUGGCAACGUUCAUAACCUAGUUAUCCCGCAAUCAGAACUCAAGAUUUUACUAUUUUCCACUUAUUGCAAGCCAUAUUAAAACCAGCGUUUUGAUCCUUUUUUUCUUUUUAGAUCCUGGUAAUUUUCAAAAAGGACCAAACAUUUGUGUCUGGAUAUGUUGAAGAGUUCAGGUAGUCGACCGGCCCUCCAUUUCAACUUUAUUUAUCUCGUAUACAAGGAAAAGGUAGUCAAUAUAACUGACCUUGUAAUUAUUCCAUUUGUUUUUUGCAGCAAACGCACAAGAACUCGACCGCAACCUACCACCUCACCGACCAAACCCGGAGUCCCUACCCCUGGUUAUAAAUCCACGUCCUCGGGACCUACAUCGCUUACUCAGGCUACUGCUGCUACCACACCGACCUCAAGGAGGAUCACCACUUCAUCCACUUCGUAUGUGGCUCUUUAUUUAAGCAUAUUACAGAGAUUUGGGUGUUAAUUGUUUUAUCAAUUGGACCUAAUAUAACUGAAGUUGGCUGUUUUUGCACUCUUAGUAGGAAUCCCACAGUGACAGUGUCACUCAUUUUGAAGUUUGGUCCUGGUGUUGAUCCGGACCCGACAAAACCGAUUCAGAACCUUUUGAGAAAGAAUCUUGGGCGACUUCCAGCACCAGUUAACCAGAAGACUCUUAUCCAGUCUGUUAGAAUUGUACACCCAGGUAUGACGAAUUUUUUGUGUCCCAGGUGUUUCCCCUAGAACACUAUUUUUCUUUAAGUUUGCCAUCAGAACGGAAAAGUAAACGUGUAAGGGGCAAAAUAACUUAAUUUUUUGACGAUGAUAUUGAUAAUGAUGUUGACGAUAAUGAUGAUGAUGAUAGUGAGUAUGUUAACUACUAGAAGCUCUGAAAAGACACAUUAAAGCAAAGCUUGUAAUUUUUAUAUAUAAAGUGUUUCGCACAUACCGUACCGUGAUGAUUUCUCUGAACGCCUAAGCUUUCAAAUUUUAGAGAGAAUUACACACAAUUAAUUUCUUAGAAUCAUCACACUCUCCUAACAAAUAAGGUAUUGCAGAUCAAAAAAAUAGCCCGUCUUAUUGUAUUUAGUCAUCUAUGCUUACAGGGCAGUGGGAGUUUCACCAUAACAGAACCCGCGUGAUCGUACCCGUCUGACAUCUGAUUGAGGCUUUCAUAAUUGCUACUUUUGUAGCGAUUUAAAGGUUAUGUAUUGUAAAUAUUAUUUAAGAUGGAAAAUAGAAAUUUUGCUGAAACUGUAAAUUGGCCUUUGUUCAUAGCUAUUGAACUUCAACCUAGUACGCCUUAUCUGCAUUGUUGUAUUUUGUUCCAGUAAACAAGCCUCAGAGUUUGCAUUUCAUUCUGGUGACUAGAAUGGGGGAAACUAUAUAAAUAAAAAGUCAAAGGCUAGUCAAAUUAGAAACUACGAAUAAACUAAAAUUAUUUGAAACAGACAAUCACUGAAAAGACUCAGUAAAAAAUUUCUUAUUUCUUUGCAGGUGUUUCACCGGCUGUUUUAGGGACCUGCACCUCCAGCUGUCUUACAACUUGUGUGAUCAGUUGCAAUCCGUUUUGCUGUAAUUCCAGAAUAGCAGCUAGUAACAACGCCCAGUAUCCAGGCAUGCGGCACACGGUAAUAGCACAAGCAUCUCAGAAAGGAUACAUCACGCCUAAUUCAGGUCCUCAAGUAAACUCGAUUCCGAUCCAAAUAGUAGCACCACAGUCCAGGCCGAUGUCAUAUCCGGUGACCCUAUCUGUGCGAUGCAUUCCUCACUUCCUAAGACCAUGUCCACCUGGAACACAAGUUUCACAGACGGUUCAGGGUUCCUAUAACAUUCCUCGUACUGGUAUUCCUGUAAGGAAAUCGCAACCCCAAGCACGCCCAUUUGUCGCCCUGCCUCAACUGACUUUACCUAGAACUCCUCUCCUGACACCAGGCUAUCAAAAUCAGCGAGCAUUUCUCCCAAACAUGUUUCCUUCAUCGAUGCAGUCUCCGUGUAUUCCCAGUGCAUUCAACCCAUGCCCACCACAGACUAAGCCUCCUUUAAAAUCCACAUCAGUUAUAGACUCUCCAAUUCAUGUCAUGCAUCUUCCAACCGCACCACGUCUCCCUAGUAUGAUACAGCCACCAAAACCACCUACCAUGAAACCUACAUCAGUGGUGGAUACGCCACUUCAUGUGAUCCACCUUCCACCUGUACCACCUCCUCCUAGCGUCAUGCAGCCACCCUGUAUCCCAAGUGCUUACACCUCUUGCCCCCCAGUGAUUCCACCCACCAUGAAACCUACAUCGGUGGUUGACACACCUCUUCACGUGAUACACUUGCCACCUCCACCGCCAGCUUUCCCGCCAGUCUCCCCACCAUCUCCGCCACUUUUUCUUCAAAAACCUUCAUUUGUACCUGUAAUGUGUAUUCCUCGUCCUUAUUAUCCUUGCCCACCCAAAGUAAAGGCAAGAAAGUUAUCCAAAGCCUUACAUAGGAAGGGAAAGUCUCGAGCAUAUAUGCCCAAACCGAUUAUGGCAGCGUACCCCUACCCUUAUGGCGUACUAUCCUAUCCUCGGCCUUCAUUUGUAACUUAUGCACCCUUCGCCCCGCCAACAAUGUUUCCAUCAUUUUUACCAAUGCAGCAAAGGCAAUAUCAACCUCAGCCAUUUGGCUUAAAACCACAAUUUCCUUUUUACGCUAACCCUAUAUGGCCUCAAAUGAUGCAAAGACCCGUCGGAAUAGUUCCGGUGCCUCCCAUUCGCUAUGCAACCGCAAUUAAGAAAGCUGUGAAUGACAAGCCAAAGCAGCCAAAUUCUAAUUCAAAGCCCAUUCCUGCUAAAGGACCUAUUUCAUUACAGGGCUCUUUAUUUGUUUUUCCCAAACAAGCGCCAGCCAUACCACCACCACCACCACCACCACCACCACCUCCAGUAGCACCUCAGAUGUCUUAUCCAUGUAUUCCAUCUCCAUAUAAUCGAUGUGUUCCCAUUCCCCCUUUAUCAAUGGCGCAAAGGCCUUUUCAAGUGGUUAAUCCCUGCAUCCCUUCUUUAGCGAAUCCGUGCCUUACCAAUGUCGUUAAGCCAAAAACUAAACCCACUAAAACUGCACCGAAAGCAGCAGAGAAUAAACCUAUACUUUUAACGAGACCGUUGCAACUGCAAGGAAGUGUUUACAUCAAAUCUAGCCCUGCCCGUUCAGGAACUGCGUAUCCAGCCGCUACUCCAUGCAUUCCAACUGUAUCUAGACCAUGUUACCCUGUACGAUCACCUGUUCAGCCCCUUAGGCCACAAGGUUUUGUAUCCCCUAAGACUUUGAAUGUAUUUUCUAAAUUAAAGCCUCUCCAACCCCUUCAAUUACAACAACCAAUAAGGGAUUUUGCCUCACCCUUUUCCAAUUUAAAUGUACCACAACAAGCUUCAGCUGCUUCACAGUCAUUUGUUGUCGAGCUUCCUGAAAUUUCUUUACAUUAUCCUGCUCCAGCACCUCCGUCUCUUUUGCCUGCCUUCCCAUAUCAAGCUCAAGCACGCAACUGUCCAAUUUCUUGCGUGCUCCGACCAGGCCCCUUUUGUCCUCCGUACUGUUCAGCGUCUUGUUGCAAAAGGAAAAGUGCAAAUCAAUAUAAACCUAAAACGAAAAGCCAAAAGGAAAAACCCAAACUAAAAAAGAGAAAACAAAAGAUUCUGAAAAUUAAGAAACCUAAAAACGGAUAGCUUGAUCUUUAAUUAAAACCAACAGUGGAAACCUGAUUAUUCGAACCACCUACGGAAAAAGAGAUUGAAUCAAAAUAUUUCUGGGGAUUAGCAAAACAAACAAUGUGGCAUUUAAGUGUUUGCUUCGCAAGGAAAUUCAGUUUUGAUUAGAAUAAACUGUAAGGUCGUUGAAAUCGAGAUUCCACUGUUCAAUUAGACAGCAUAAGUUUGUUGUUGUUCUUGUGGGGAAUGGGGGAGGCGAAGCAACAACAUGGAAGUAACAGAAGUGACGGUAGAUAAAUUGUAAGGACCAUUUUCAAGGGUCUUGCUAGUGUCAUUCUGCCUUGAACCUAGCACUGUAAAGAGCAACGUGGUCUCAGACUUUAAAUUUAGAGUCUCAUUCAGUUUAAGAACUAUUUUCUUUGAACACGCGGUAGAAGCACGACGAAAAUUAGCCUAUGUAACGUAAUUUAGAACAGAGAAGUCGUUUGCUUCGCUUUAAAUUUGCGUGUAGUAAUGUUUCUCUCUGUAGUGAUCAAUGAAAUAAACAUAGCAAUUUUCUACAUAUACAUCCUGCGUCAUAUGUUGUCAAUUACUGUAUUCAAUUUUUAGACACUCAUUGUUUUAGUGAGAUUGUGCACCCCGGAAGUAGGAGAGGUGCGGGUUAAAAGACUUGGUCCAUUUUGUUUUUGGGUUGAACAAUGAUCAAAUUCUCAGUAAAGCCCCAAUUGGAACAAUGUUUUGUUCCAAGUUUAUGCAAGCACCGACAAGGUUUGAUUGGGUUCUGACAUUAAUCUAAUAAGUUCUGUCUAAUAACAUGAGAGUUCUCGUGGAAUCCAAGCGUUCUUUUUCAAUAACAUGAUGAAGAGAAGAAAGCCAAAGUCUUGCUAAACUGAUUUAACGGAUGGACGUGAACAGAAUUUCAUAUUAAGUGCAUGGUCAUAGCAAGGUGUGAAGCUGUAGGUUUUUUUUUAUCUGAAGGGUCGUGGAAUUUUUAGCCGGGAUGGCCCGCUUUACCGGAUUGGCUCAGCUCAUGCCUAGUUUUCUCUUACAGUUUUUGUUGUGGGCUGGUUCGCUUGCCAAGAUCUCGGCUCGAGCAACCGGAAUUUCGGCAAACCAAGGCAUUCCACCUUCUCAUAUAAACACAACAAAAAUGUUAUGAUCAUGAGCUUACUUAGCCUUGAAAAGCGGGCCAGCCUGACCCGACUGCGUUCGAAGUCAAUCAAAAGUUGUGCUCGGAUUAAGUUUCAUUGAUUUUUUGCUCUUAUCUGUUCGAUUUGUUACUCAGGGCUGACGGCUGAUUCUCCGCAGGCCCUUUGUUGAUUGUUUCGCUUCACCAUCUCGGGAAGCUAAGUAUGAUUGAGACUCAGUCUCCCAAAACAAGUUAUCUAUAGUUGUAGUUAUUGUUCUUCCACGACUCACAGUUUAUUAAGCAACAAAAAUAGCAAGUAAAACGAUCGACUGACUGUAUCUCUUUCAGUUACCAUUGCUUCAGUGACUCGGCCAUUGCUUUAAAUCAUCCGCAAGCUCUCACGCUUUACUUUAAACACCAGGUGCUCGUGAAAUUUGUUCAUCUUUUGGGCUCUCUCCUACAAUAAUGAAAGUAUAUGGGCCCACAAUUUCAGAGAGAAUGGAACAAGGCGGUUAGAAAAAGCCAUAUGUCUUCCUGAGAAUCAGAAAUUGGGACCUCCCUGUCUUUUCUUUUUUGGCUCCAAAACUGCGUGCCUUCGAGCGUAAGAAGGUAAGAGCUUCCAACAUGCCUUAAAACCUCAUUCCUGUCGUAGUUGCUAUUAGGAUGGUAAGCCAGGCCGCAAAAUUAUGGAAAUCAAUAAGUGCUACUCAAAAUGUUUCUGAAAAUAAACCAAGUAAAUAGAUGUUUUUAUUCAGCUCAGUGAUUUUAUGUAAUAUACGUCAUCGUCGUCUAAGAUCCACUUUUUCUCUUAGCAUUAGAGGACUGCAUUAAGAAAACCUUAUGAUAUCAUCUUAAUCAAAUGAUAACCAAUUUUUCCCGCCGACAUAAUACUUCAGAAUAUACAGUUUGCCUGUGUUAAUAAAACACAUGAAAAUCGUUGCUUUGAUUCUUUUGUAUAAACUACCUCGUAAUUUAUAAUUCUUUUAUCAGACGUCUUUAUUAAAAAAAAAUCCAUGGGUCCUCUCUUAAUGUUAAAUCAGAUUCCCUUUGCUCUAGAUAUAUAGAAACAAAGGAGUCUCCGACAUAAUACCUCCCAAAUGACAAUUUUUAUGAGUAAAACUUGACUGAAAACCAGCCGUAAAUUUUAUAUUAAUUUAAUAACAUCGAGGUCACCGAUUUGAGAGAUUGUCUUUGAUACUUGUGUCUACAAAACAAACCUCGUGACGUUACUGAAGUGAAAUGUUACACAAACAAAUACUAAUAGCUUUAAAAGUGUGACUUUUUCGCAAAGAACUUGUAAAAAGAACACGAUUAUUAACCUUUUAACAUUGCAUUAAAGCAUGAACAUUAAACAACGGUUUACUUAUCCGUUCUCUCCACAGUGUCACCCUUAUUCUCCUUUCACAAUUACCUGUUCAGAUGAGCUUUGUUUUUGCUUGUGUUAAAAGAGAUCUACAAAACAAUCGGCAAUGCUAUGUUUCUGUUGGUUGUUAAAGGUGAAAACAUAUGGGUUACUUAUGACUGAAAAUAUUCAAACGUUAAGAGUUGAAUCACCCAAACCAGACAAGGGGACUGUUCUGUUGGGGCAUGCACUAAUAGAUGGUUCUUGAAUAACAAAAAGACUUUUUUUGUAAGAUUGGCUCCGAAUAACAAACUUUAUCGUACAGGUACGUAAAAGAGCAUUCGUUGUUAUAAUAUAUCUUCCAUGUUUACAGUAGAAACACUACCAAAAUGUCUUGCAAUGGUACGCUAAAUUUCAGUUCCAGUUUUUUUUAGUCAAGGUAGAGCAGGGUCUUAGUUGCAAUAGCUGAGCGUUAAUUUCUUCUGUAAAUGUGAGACUGUUUUGCUUUCGCCAUAGACCUCUUUUCGUUUCUUAAUGCUUUUUGACGUUUUCUACGUCGAAUCUAUCUUGUUGUUCAAGUAAGUAAUGGCGAUGCUGCUGGUGUAUUUGUUUGACCAUAUGGUCGACGGUAAGGAGUAUAGUAUUGACACCGUCCUUUUAACAACUAAGAUCGCUAUCUAUAUAUUUGAGAGACUACAGGAGAUUAAUCAGGGUUUCAACAAUCUACCCCAAGAUAGAAUACCAAUUAAUAUUAUGUAUAAACAUUCCGUAAUGAUAUGGUAAUAUAUCUACAUGAGAUAACACAUUUUAUCUGCUAAUACAGCAACGUGUAUAUUUCCUAUCGACUUAAAAUCGUAUAGGUAAAACUUCGUUUUUGUCAACUCUUGCAACAGAUCUGUGCAUUCGUUGCAUUAUGUUCAAAUACACUGCUGUGAUAAAGGUUGUAUACGACAUGACCUAGAAAAAUACUUGAUGUUAGCACCACCUGCCGUGUUUAUAAAUCUCAUGCUUAUAUCUGAAAUGAUCCGUGCAAUAUGUAAUACCAAAUGACCUGUCUUCUUAGAUUAUAGGGACUGCCCUCUUUGAUCAAGAAGAACUUGUCAAGAAACGAGGUGAAAUGGAAUUUUAAAGUAUUUUUAUAAAUGUUCAUAUUUCGGUCAACCUUUUGAUAGCAGUAGUACGUCAAAAGUAUUCUCUUCAACGCAAAAGACAGCCUAAAUGCUGUAAGCCCGUUGUGGACUGUCAGCCAUAGGAUGUCUUUCCUUUUUGUUUUUUUUCUUUUUUAUGUUAUGGAUUAUCUAAAACAAUGUGUUUUAUCCGUGUAUUUCUCUAAAAUGAAAGAAGACGGAUCUAUGACUAAUUCGGUGGACUGGUGUAAAAACAUGUCCAUUUAGUAGAACACCACAGUGUGGUCACUUUUGUUAACUUUCACGUCUCAGUACACCUCCAUCCUUGCUAAAGUUUAGAAUCUUUCUUAAUCUAUUAUACUUUCAUUUGUUGAUCAAAGGAAAGGUAAAUCGAGUUAAGUCUUAAUAUUUAUUUCUGCUUUGAUGAACGUUUUUUAUCCCAGUUCUCGUAUCCUAAAGUAAAGAGGAAGUAUUCAUUCAUAAAAUCACUUCCGCGAAGUCUUUCGAAGAAGUUCCAAAACAAACAUCGAAUUGUCGAGGUCAUUUUUUUUCUUUACCCGCAUUAAGUCAAAUCUGUAAAUGGUUCAAUUUUAUCGAUGAUGUUUUCCAUUCUGUUUAUUACCAUAAUAAUCAAGUCCUCUAUCAGUGGUUGAUAUAAAAGGCAUUUUUUUCUUUCACUUUUUCGUGGAAAAGAAUCAUGAACUUAGCUACUGAUUCACUUGUUUUCAUUACCACAGGUUUGGACGUCUAGCCACGUGAUAUGAGGGGACUGUUAGGGAUUUCUCUUUUAGCAUUUUGUCUCCUUGUACGAGCUAGAGGUGAGAGGUGGCAUAGUUAUUACAUGAUUAUCGUAAAAGGGGUAUGUGCGUAAUAGAAUUCGUACUUCCCUACGUUAUAUUUAACUUAACCUUGUUUUCGUUGCACACAGCUUAUCUUAUAACUUUGUAAAUAAAGGAGCAAUCUGAUUAUACAUUCUUCUGAUUACUGUUGAAACUGAGUUGUCCUUUUCUUGACUAGCGGACAAAUUAAUUACGUUUUUUCUUAUAUAUUAACUUAUUGCUGGUGGGUUAUCAUGAUGGAAAAAUUAAAAGACUGAACUCUGUUAAGUAGUGGCAUAAUAAAAUUAAGCUAGCCUCAGCCCUAACGGAGGCUUACCAACAAAGAUUUAAAAUUUCACUUUUCACCUGUUUUCUCUAGCCGUAUUUACAUUUGCUGUCAUUCCUCUUAUCAAUUUCUUUUAUAAUGAUUCUUUAAACGAAUUAAUAGAUAACGACCACAUCACUCCUACGACGUCGUCCUCUCUUUCAGACGGUAUGUACAACUAUUUUUUUACAGUAACUAAACCUAAAAUAUAAGAAGACACAUAGGUUUCUCUCUACUAAAGACAUUUCUUAUCUGUCCUUCAGUAAGUAGGAACUCAUUCUCAGGAGAUGGACCUUUUUUUAGAAAGUUUGAAGCCAAACAUAGACCUAUUUUAUAGAACAGAUAUGCUGUAAAUUUGGCAUGGUUUUUCCCUUGUUUUUGAGGUUGGUUUUGGCCAUCCAAAAAUAUAUUCUUUGAGAGACAUCAACGCGAAACUUGGACUCCUGCUCUUCGGAGACACGUGAUAUGGUGUGGUUGUUGAGGUUCAAUGUUAGGGCUUAAAACAGAGUGAGAAGGUAUUUUUUCAGGAGAGCUUCUCUGUUCUGUCUGUUGUUACGCUGUCCUGACGGGCCACAAUAAUGGCGAAACAGCUGUCGACGGCUACAACCCCGAUUUUUUGGGGGUUCUGUCGGUGUCGUGUUGAUGUCUUGCAAGGUUAAGUCUUACGUAGUACUUAAUAGAGUAAGGUUGGAUUUAAAACAGCUUAAAAUCCUCUUUCCUAUAGCCAAGCAUAGAAAAUAGUAAUGAGGACAGUUUGAGAACGGGUGACACCGUGAAUACAUUUCUAGAGGACAUGGUGUUAUUUCCGCCGUCAAUGGCUUCUUGGGAGAUGGACAGCGCAAGGUCUCAAAGAAUAUUAUCAAGCCUGUAUUAGACAAGUGAGGUAUCUCAAUAACAAAAUGUUGCCGUAACAACAACUGACAGCGUGCGUUUAAUUACAGCUUUUACUGACAGCAGUGACGAAGCAGCUCCAGCAUCAUACUCUGAUUCCAAGUCUCAAAACAACAAUGAUUGGCUCACUGAUGAUGAUGACGAUAAUGACGACGAGGACAUGGAUGAGAGCCCUCUGAAUGUGCAGCCAGCGGCGAAAGCAAAGUCAUCAAAAUCAAAAUCCAGUGCGCCUCCACUGUCGACUGGUCAGUUCGUUACGAUAGUUUCUAUGCGUGGUUAAAAGAAGUUAAAUGAAUAAUUUACAAUAAUGAGUGAUUUCUUGUCCUCUGAUUGGGUGGAGAGCUAUGGUCGAUAAGAGUACAAUUCAUGAAAAAUAGUUGUCAAUUUAACAAUGAGGAGAACAAUAGACAGAAAUGGUUGCAAAACGCACACUUGCAUUUUUAAACUAGGCUUGUUGAAGCUCGCCUUUUCUCCUAAUAUCCGUUGAAAAACAGUUCUUAUUUAAGUGAGCACGUUUGCAAAAAAAAGGUAACGGAAAAGCGACUUUUUCUUCGAGGACUUACACCCUCACUGUUUGUAGUACGGGGCCUUGCCUCUUGCGGCCCGUUUUUGUUCAUUAUACGCGUAUUAAUCAAGUAACUUUGAAAGGAAAAAAUAAACAGGCUGCUUGCACUCCGUUUUGGAACAAGAGUUUAUAAUCACAUUGUUUCUUUACAGACCAAGUGGCAAACAAGUGUUUUCAAGCACUUAAUCGAGCACGUCUUUUGUUCGGUGCAAACCCUCUCAUCCGCUCACCGACACUUGAUAUUGGAGCCAAAGUCGCGAACGACAAAAUGCAGAGAAAAGGAGUAGUAAAGAAGGAUGCCAGUAUCAAACACGGACAACUGCAGUGUAUAAAAAUGACGAGCUCAAACUCCGUGCCUACAGAAUGCAUAUCCUUCUGGCUACUGCAAAUGCAAAAUUACGAUUGGUCAAAACCAGCAAUGAAGGACACAAGCAGAUUUUUUGUCACUGCCGUUUACAAAGCAGCCACUCAUGGCGGAAUAGCAGUCAAGAAAGGCCCAUCAGGAAGAUACUUUGUGACUGUGUUACUGGACCCUGCACCUGAAGCUUCAAAGUUGAAGAAAAAUGUAAAAGGAUACUCAGGUAAGCAAUGAGCAAAAGAACUUAAAAUCUUUAACAAAGGCUCCGUUUAAAGGGAAAAGUUGCCCGGGGAAAGAAGGUGACCCUACCAGCCGAGUCAACUUCAGCAAACGUUUAUAGAAGAAAAGAGUUUACCCUGGGGCCAGCUUUUCGUCUAGUUGUAGGCCUGGCUGCUUUUCAUUUCCACAUUCCUGAAAAUUGCCCGAAUGACUAGUACGCACUGACCUCACCAACACUUUGAGCUCUUAAGCUUUUUAGCUCACCCCAACCGCAUAAUUUAUUACAAGUGGCAGAGCGAUCAAACGAAAAACUUGUAGGCCCGGGCCUACACGUCUAUGGGCUGGCUACGCCGCUGCUUUGCCCGAGCCAAGAGCUCGUUGCGUAACUUCGAUACAACGAGUCUGUGAUUUGAAACGUCAAAUGUUUAUACACAGGUUUAAAGCCAGUACUAGCGUAGUAGCACUGGACAACUAGACAUUUUCUAUCCAAGCAAGUGAUUAAAUUUACUUUUUGUUUUUUCAGAUCUGUUUACAUCCGUAGCUGGAGGUAAAUUCUUACUGUGAAUAUCUGUUUGUUACAUUAUUAUUAUGAUAAUUAUUAGCUUUGCAUUAUCAUUGUCGUUAAUAUAAUUAUUCAGGUGACACUUCCUCCUCCAACAAAACUACCACUUAGAUAUUGUUCAAGAGACACAUCUAAAUAACCUCAUCACUGAUUUGUCUGUUUGAGAUGCACUUAUUUUGUGAAUAAUUUAGUACCAGCGCACUGACAUUUAAUCGAUUAGUGGCGAGUCUUAAAUGUGAAACUGAAAAUUCUCAUCUGUAUGUGUAAUUCGAUCUAUUGCUGGUUUUCAGAGUCACGCCAUUUAAAAUACAUCAAAAUAAAAAUCAAAACCGUUCAAUAGUUUAAGGCCAGAAUCUGGGAAAUGAAAGAAGGCAAAUAUACAAAGACCCUCGCCAAGAUUCUGGUCAAAGGAAUAUUUCGUACACGAGAUAUCCGAACAAAUGUUACACCCAAAUUUAUAGGAAUUUGUAUGAAGACGCCAUGCUGGUACCCGCCUAGAUGGGCACCAACAUGGCGGACGGAAACCAACAGAAAUAUCUGUUACCGAGUUUUGCUUCAAAAGCGUGAAUUUAUCACUCGAGGAACUCAUAAACAUUAAAGUCGUACUUUUUCUAAUGCAUUAACCGUUUAAAUAGCAAAAUUCUCCGAAAUAAGUCACUUUUUUAACCUACAUUACAGCUCUUUCGGCCGUCAUGUAAAAGCCGCGUCAACCAAGAACCCUUUUGAAGCGUAAAUUUGUAUGAACAUUAGUUUUCAGUUCUCUAAUACAUCACGAAAGUAAAAUCGCAGUAGGAUCGACAGUUUUGUAGUUUGACUUUAGUGACGUCAUGUGAAAACCAACGCUCAAAAAUUUUAAUGCGUAAUGACAAGGUAUAGGGUAAUCGGUCAAAGAAUAAAACUCUUGCUUGACACAACGGCUUCUAAAACAACAACCUACUGUUAAUCUGAUGGAUCGUUUGAUAAACUGAUAUUUGAUUGAUUGACCGAUUAUUGAUUGACUAAUUAAUUUAUUCAUUUUUUAAUUAGUUAAUUAGUUCAUUGAUAAUUGAAUAAGCUACUUCAAUGCCUAUCUGCAGCUAAAUGCUCUACUGGAUUCACUGACUAUGGUGGCACUUGCUACAAGUUCCACACCGUCAAACAAACCUGGUCGAACGCACACGCAGCAUGCCUCAAGGAAUUCGCAGUUCUCCCAGCAAUUGCUAGCAGAGGAGAAAAUGAUUUUUUCAAGCAGGGCCUUUUAAAAGGCAAGAAAGGUUUCAGCUGGCUCGGCUUUAAUGAUCGCCUUGCGGAAAGUAUGUACAUGGCCGUUGAUGGAUCGCAAAUAAGAUUUAUGGACUGGGAAAACGGACAGCCUACUGGCAAGAAUGAAAACUGCGUUGGCUUCAACAAGGAUGCUAAAUACGGAACAAUGGCUGACUAUCCCUGUACUAAACCCAGCAACUAUGUGUGCAAAAAGCCACUAGAGGGUAAGAAAAUUCCACAAACAACCUUACGUGCAUAUAUAUUAUCAGAAACAAGAGGAUAAAGAAAAUGAUUUCUGCUAGCGCUGAAUAAAUAUUAUUUAUAACUAUUUUUUUUCAUCAAAGACUUUCGCUUACCCUCCUUUUCAACGGAGGCUAAGAGGAACUCGCAAAUCGCCUUAAUUCUCACUUUUUCAACUACAGGGUGGUCAUGUUGUUCCAUCGGCAGUCCCCUGAUCAACCGUUUUCUUGUAACUUUUUUUUCUGCCAAAUUAAUUCCAGGUGACAUAACCUUCAUCGUCGAGUUUGUAGUGGAAUCCAUGGUAUGGCUAAACGAUUUUAGUAACAGUGGUUCUCUCGCUUAUCAACAACUAUCAGCAAAGUUUCAAAAGGCGGUAGGUAGAAAGAUUUAAUUGAAGUUUUCCUGUAGAUGACUAAAGCCGCUGUUCGCAGGGGUAGAGGCGAACAAAUAUGGGUAGCUUUUUGAGAGAGGGGUGACUUCUUUACGAAAGCGUAAGGAUGUUAUUAUCUUAGGUAUAAAUGAUUCAGAGGAUUUAAAGACGGAUGGUAUUGUAGGGUUAUAAGGAGUAAUAUUUCUUCUUUAUUUAUUAUUUAGAUACAAGAAGUAUACAAGAAAGCAGGAGUAACAACUUUUAAGAGUGCUGCUAUUCAAUCUGUCAGGUUGGUUAGGAACUAACCCUUUUGCAUAACGAAAAUUUUCUUACAUUUUAUUAAAUCACCUCAAAAACAUAAAAUCCGUCUACAAAUACAAUAAAAACGUAACGCCCAAAACUGCUAAAGUUUUGUAUGGGGUUGGUUUCACAUUAGCAUUCCAUCUGACAGUAAGAACCUGACACAUGUCUAUAUAUAUGGAAAAUUGAAUUAAUCGCAAAAUGAGUUUUACCGCGAAACAAUCAACAAUAUAAAGAAUAUACAAACUGCUUUUUAACCCUGCAGGUUAAUACAUAUUUUUGCGCUAACGCGAGAGAAUAUAUAUUCAUCUUAAGUAUAAGAUAGUCUUAUCACCAUACUCACCGAUGAACUGUACUCAUGUUUUCAGCAACGGUCUACCACCACAGCCUGCUGUUCAGCCUUACCAAGCUUACAGCUACCUUGGAAAGCGUCAAGUUACGGCCAUUAAGGUCACACCAGCACCAACAACCCCUCCGAAACCAAAACCGAGUGGUGGAGCGUCUCCUAAGCCUACUCCAGCCAAGCCAACGACUAAAGUUCCUACCACAAAGUAUGAACUGAUGCCAGUCAAACUAAUUUUGCAGUUCCAAGUGGCACAUUAAUUUUUAAUGGUUCUAGCUAAUGAGUCCCUGAACCAAAUCCCGAAUUAGGCAAUACCAGCUUUCUUUGAAACCUAGAGGGUCCUGAAAAUUUUGUAGCUGUUGUAACUUCCCCCAUAAAAAAUGAUUUUGUCACCUUUCACUUCCUAGUCUCAAAUCAAGCUCAAUAAAUUGGGCAAAGGAUUUCAGCUAAUCCACAGGAACUUAAGUACCAAGAUAACAAAAUUUAACAGCAGUCAGUAAUGAAAAUAUUUUGAUGACAGGAGUUUCUUCUGUUUUGCUUAAAGAUUUAAGGGCAUUCGCUUAACAGAACCUAAAUGCUUUACUUAGGCCCAAGGCAAAAGUUACAGUUAAAUUUGCUAUGACCUUUGGACCAAGUGGCCUACCCCUGGAUCCAACUGCAGCGCUCCAAGAGUACCUCAAAGCUAAAGGCAACAAGCUGCCAGCACCAAUGAAUGAAGCGAUAAAACUGAAGUCAAUCAGUGUUGCACCUCCAGGUACGGUGAUGCAAGGAUCGAAUGUUCGGGGCACUUGUUCUGAUUUGCUGCAUAGAAAAUACUGACUAUUGAUGGCAUUUGGCAGAAUAACAAGCACUGAAAUUAAAUCGGCCAAUUUCCUUUUUGCAGCAAGACACAGUGUGACGGUGACCAAAAUAAAAGUUGCAACAAACUGAAUGAAACUCAAGACCAACAAAAACCGACAAAGCUAUGACAUUUACCAAUGGAACUGAAAUCUUGCUCCAAAGUGGUCAACCUAGAAAACACGACCUGAAGUAGCGCAAAGCUCGAGACGUAAAGAAAUGUUCCAACACUUUCUCCAAUAAAUUAAAGAAUAAUGUUAACUAACUACAUACGAAAUCCACGAAGUAAGAAAACUGAAAGACAGAGUGAAGUUGUCUUUUAAUUGGUUACGCUAGCUAUUCAAAAUUAACUUAAAAACAAUACACCGCAUUGUAAGAACAAGGACGGAUAAUCUCUCAAUUUAUUUCUACACACUUCAUUAAGUUUUUGACUUAUUUCUCGAAUUUUCUGCCGUCAAUCAUUUACAGUCACAAAGUUUGCUUUAAAGUUACGAUUGAUAAAAGUUAAAAUGCUCAAAGUUUACAGUGUACUUACACAAUAUAUUACGAAAACGUGUGCGUUUUUUUAGGUACUGUGAGCAGCGUGACCUGUCCUCCUAUCUGCUCCACCUCCUGUAUCUCGAGUUGUGCACCCAGCUGCUGCUACUCGGCAGCUCCUGCCCCAGCACCCCUCUAUGGCACUCCGCCCUGUGUACCUACUCCACUGAAUCCAUGUCCACCACCCCAAGCUGCAGCACCAACUCCACAACCUCGACAGUCAAAGGUUAACGCCAAACGACCGGCUUCAAAGUGUAAUCCAGCUACCGGAGCCUGUGCAACUACAUCGCUUUAUCCUUUUCCAGCACCCGCAUAUCCUCAAUUUCCAGCUCCCUCACCUUGUAUUCCAACUCUAGCUAACAACUGGUGUAGGUCAAACGUGCUUGCCAAGCCCCCUGCAGUCAACAGGUUUAUCCGACGGCCUGUCACUUACAGGUAUCCUCUUCGCCCAUACAGAAGUAACAUGCCAAAAAUGGUAUCAGCAAAACCAGUUUCCCGUGCUGUCCUUCCAAUGCCUCAAGCUGGUGGAUAUGGAGGAUUUAAUCCGUGUGCUCAGCCACCGUGCCCGCCAAUGAUGAUGCCACCACCUCCACCACCGCAGCCUAUGAUGAUGCCCCAGUACCCGAUGCAACAGGCAAGUAACAAUUAUAAUUUUCGUCGUAAGGUAACCCCUCAAUAUUACCGUCAGAUAUCGAAAAUAGAUAGGACUCAAAAGCAGUGUUUUCUCUUAAUUUCCGUUAUAAGCUAAUUUAACCACUUAAUAUUACUGCCCGAUGUCGAAGAUAGGACUCAAAACACAGUCUUUUCUCGUAAUUUGUCGCCAUAUCUAAUUAUAUUUGUGGUUUUGUGAUUUUUGUUUUACUCCUUCAACAGAUGGCGCCACCCUGUGUUCAAACUCCUUUCAACCCAUGCUCACCACCUGCACCACCUCCACCACCUAAAAAACCUCAACCAAAGAAACCUGCGGGCAAAGUGGCGGCACCAAAAAUGGUUAACCUUCAAGGCUGCACCUAUCCACCUUGCAGCAUGAUGAUGCUUCCACCACCGCCUCCUGUUCCAAUGCCACCACCUCCCAUGCCCAUUGCACCACCUUGUGGUGGGAUGUUCACACCGCCCUGCCCACCUCUCUCUCCCCCAAAAGCAGGGAGCACCAAGUCUAAAAGCACAGCUCCCAAACCAGGAUGCACUCAAACACCUUCAAAUCCGUGCGCACCACCAAUGCCUAUGCCUAUGCCCAUGCCCAUGCCCAUGCCAAUGCCCAUGCCACAGCCAAUGCCGAUGCCACCACCGAUGCCAAUGCCAAUGCCGAUGCCGUGUGGUAUUACACCAGCAAACCCAUGUGCUAAACCGGUCAAGCCAAAACCACCAAAGCCGAUGACAAUCAAACUACCUGCCAUACAGAUCCAGGUUCCUCAGCAGCAACCACUUCCAAUGGUUCCUCCCAUGGCACCACCUAUGCCUUGCCCACCACCCUGUGGACGCCUUCCAGCAUGUCCAAGUAUGUGUCCUGCGACAUGCUGCCAGAAAAGAUUAGGACGACGAUCAGUUAAGUCAGUCAAAGAAGAAUAAAGAGAUUUGGUGUUGUUCCGACCGACAAGAUUUAACAAAAAGAUCGCACUAACAGCCACAAAAGUCACAAACUUUUAGUGUUCCAUUUUCUCAUUUUUGAGCUAACGUGGUUCAAAUGUUAAUUAAUGGACCGUGUGUUCUAACGCGAAUUAGAUUAACAAAAUGAGCCGCUGAGAGAAAGCUUAAAAUCUAACAAUCAUACAAGAAACAUAGUUCCUUUACCAACCACCGUAUAUAUUAUACUAAAGUGUAAUUAGUGUUAUAAUCCAAAGUUAAUAUCACCUCUUUAGGUUUUACUUCUUUUUCACCUUCUGGCGGUGGUUUGGUAAUGGUCUCACGAUACUUUUAUUUCUUAAUAAGAAAGCAAUAACUUAUCGACGGAGUUAGGGCGACUGGUGUAUAUGUAUAUUUUAUUUUUGGUUCAGUUAAUAUGUUGUAAAUUUAAUACUUAGUUCUUAAGAGAUUUCAGUAAGACUUUACUUACAAGGGCUCCAUAACAGGACAAAGUGGUCGUUUUGAGUGACUGCAAGUACGUAAAAUAGAGAAUAAAGCUAUAGGC
This is a messenger RNA of Porites evermanni, 19900 nucleotides long. NCBI's taxonomy places the organism in Eukaryota, Metazoa, Cnidaria, Anthozoa, Scleractinia, Poritidae. The record is from the annotation of a GenBank genome assembly.